Molecule: messenger RNA, 525 nt
Organism: Dujonia railenensis
Lineage: Eukaryota; Fungi; Ascomycota; Pichiomycetes; Serinales; Debaryomycetaceae
Source: the annotation of a GenBank genome assembly
AUGGGGAACCAUGCUGACUACUCAAACUAUUCAUCUGGCUUGACCAAAGAAGAAAUGCUAGUAAAUUUAAUAGAGUCAUAUGUCGCGCUCACAGCUGAUACAGAUAAUUGGGUUGCAAACCUCUCGAAUUGUUCCUCGCUAAUUUGGCACGGUUAUCAUUCAGUAGGCACACCGGUCAAUUGGACUGGGUUUUACGUGGUUGAUCCAAAGGAUCCACUGCAACUCAUAUUAGCUCCAUUCCAGGGGAAGGUGGCCUGUCAAGUAAUCAAAAUUGGAAAGGGUGUUUGCGGAACAGCAGCAGCUUCCAACCUCACCCAAGUAGUUCCAGAUGUAGAGAAGUAUCCUGGCCAUAUAGCCUGCGAUGGUGAGACACAAAGUGAAAUAGUCGUCCCCUUUUUAAAUACAAAGGGAGAUCUAGUUGGAGUUUUAGAUCUUGACUGCUUAGAAUUGAAUGGGUUUAACGAAAUCGACAAGAAAUAUUUGGAACAAUUAGCAAAUCUCAUUAGUAAAACAUGUUCAUGGUAG